Exophiala oligosperma is the source of this 1999-nucleotide messenger RNA. RefSeq lists its product as uncharacterized. The record is from RefSeq and is a predicted model, not a curated record. NCBI's taxonomy places the organism in Eukaryota, Fungi, Ascomycota, Eurotiomycetes, Chaetothyriales, Herpotrichiellaceae. Gene Ontology annotation, biological process: inositol catabolic process. Gene Ontology annotation, molecular function: iron ion binding; inositol oxygenase activity. Bases 793 to 1746 code for a protein of 317 amino acids. Gene Ontology annotation, cellular component: cytoplasm. The transcript is spliced from 2 exons.
CUUUGAACAGGGUUCCGGAAGCGACAUGUGCAUCUCAAGCGUGACUACACGUUACACAGCGUCAACUGUUGGUGCAUCACAUCCUCCCGGGGUUGUUGAUACCUUGCUCGUGCAUCACCAGAUAACAUAUCAACGGUUGUGAUGCAUCAUUCUGUCUUUUCUUUCUCACCGACUUUGUUCGUCUUUGUCAAACACGAGGAUUGUCAAUCAACCACCUAAUUCAGUCGUUUGUCGCCGUUCAAACACAUGAAACUAUGUGUUUGCUGUGGCAAGUACGAGUAUGAUUGACAAAUACGAGAACAAUUACAGGAUCACAAUCCUCCACUCAAGGUCUUUGAAAGAAUCGGCCAAACAUUUCAUCAUCAUCAUAAGCCCUCCAACGGUGACAUGGCCCGCCUAGGGUAGGAUCCUGGACCCAACUAACUUUUGCCCUUGGAUAUCAUCCUCCGGAAAUGGCAACUUUCUUUUCCCACUGGUUGCUCCGCUUUCACUCCCAUAUGAUUGUCAAACAUAUGAAGUGGAGUAAAACACACUUAAAGAUCCAUGCAGACACGCUUUCAUUCAUCACUGACUGGGUGUUUGUAGGUCGUUAGAUUGUUCCUGCGAUUCACCCGUUCCACGUCACUUGUCCGUUAUGUGCGGUGCAGGAUUCGUGGAGCCCAUCAGACAGUAUAUUACUGCAAGCAUGCCCUGUCUCGAUCGUUGCUCAUCUAUCUAUCCAAUACUAUUUCCUCCUGUCUAAUAUACCACCCUUGCGCAAGUAUUAUAUCAUCCCGUCUAGAUCCCUUCAUCAUGGCCGACGUACUUAUUCAGCAGCCCGCGCAUAUGCCUCAGUUUCGAACUGACCGUGAUGGUCAUGCCUUUGAAACACUCUGUGAUGAGAUUGAAGCUGCCGAUAUUGCCGCAGACCAGGCUACACAGAACACCGGAGAUUGGGAGCCAUCAAGAUUCGAUUCGGAGAAGGACAAGACCCAGUUUCGCCAAUAUGAAACAGCAUGUGACAGGGUGAAGGAGUUUUACAAGGAGCAACACACUAAGCAGACGGUGGCAUACAACCUCAAAGCUCGAAAUGACUUUCAUUCGAAGACUCGGGCUGAGAUGACCAUCUGGGAAGCCAUGGAACGCCUCAACACAUUGAUCGACGAGUCAGAUCCCGAUACCGAACUCAGUCAGAUUGAACAUCUUCUUCAGUCGGCCGAGGCUAUUCGUCGUGACGGUCGACCACGAUGGAUGCAACUUACGGGCUUGAUUCAUGAUUUGGGCAAGUUGCUGUUCUUCUUCGACGCCCGAGGUCAGUGGGAUGUCGUGGGAGACACGUUCCCUGUUGGCUGCGCCUUUGAUGACAAGAUCAUCUACGGCAACAAGUCUUUCACCGAGAAUCCAGACUACAAUGAUCCCAUCUACAACACGAAAUACGGCAUCUAUUCUCCAGGUUGUGGUCUUGACAAAGUCAUGCUCUCUUGGGGCCACGACGAAUACUUGUAUCAUGUCGUCAAGGAUCAAUCUACCCUUCCCGAGGACGCUCUCGCCAUGAUCCGGUACCACAGCUUCUACCCAUGGCAUCAACAGGGUGCCUACCAGGAUCUCAUGAACGACAAGGAUCACAAGAUGCUUCGAGCAGUCAAGACAUUCAACCCGUACGAUCUCUACAGUAAGAGUGAUGACAAGCCUUCUGUUGAGAAGCUCAAGCCUUACUAUCUAGAGUUGAUUGACGAAUACUUCCCCAACAAAGUCAUCAAGUGGUAGGAAGGUCAUCAUCUUUCUCUACGACAAAUUUCAGCAUAUCGUGAGCGUAUUGUUUUCCAGGGAGGAUUAUACAGUGACGACUUUUCAUCUUUCAGCCCAAGACCAUGAAGUGACAUAGAAUUAUAUAUCCACGCCGCAGCCACAGGUGGAUGUGCUAGAGGAGCAUUCUUCCACACUGAUGACGAAUGACACAUGAUUGAAAUGACGAUUUUACCGGUGUCCUUUCAUUCGUCCUUUCGCCAAUGCAUGCGUA